Molecule: messenger RNA, 4709 nt
Organism: Mya arenaria
Lineage: Eukaryota; Metazoa; Mollusca; Bivalvia; Myida; Myidae
Product: acetylcholine receptor subunit beta-like
Exons: 1
Coding region: 134-1357 (407 amino acids)
Biological process (GO): signal transduction; regulation of membrane potential; monoatomic ion transmembrane transport
Cellular component (GO): synapse; neuron projection; membrane
Molecular function (GO): transmembrane signaling receptor activity; extracellular ligand-gated monoatomic ion channel activity; neurotransmitter receptor activity
Source: RefSeq, a predicted model, not a curated record
UUUUCAAUAAUUCUAUAUUUGUAUAUUCCAUAUUCAUGUUUAAUCUGCAAUCUUUCGUGUUUUUUAAAAAUAAAAUAAUUAUGUAUGUACAUUUAUGAUGUUUUAAUAAGAUUGACGAUAAAAGACAACAAAAAUGGAUCGUUUCGUAAUUCUGUUUGCCGUCGUGUUAUACAGCACCAUCUUACUAAAUCCAGUAAGCUGCAUAACAUCGGAAGAAAUGCGCCUGCACCUGGGAAACGUACUGCCGGUUAACUAUACGACCUACAUCCGGCCUGUCUUGGAUCAGUCAACCGCCGUGGCCGUGACCGUCGACCUGCAUCUUAUCGGGAUAAACUCUUUUGACAACCAGGAACAAAAGCUGGUGACGACGGCGUACUUGGACAUUCAGUGGACGGAUGAGGUGAUCGCCCGGAACUGGGGUGACGCGGGAAACGCAGACAUUGAGGAAGUGUACGUACCACAGGGAAACGUCUGGGUGCCCGACAUGGCGCUUCAGAAUGGCUUUGAGACAAUGGUAGGGUUGGGAGACUCGUUUCUAUACAUCCGUAUAAAAAAGGACGGGACGGUUCUCUGGCGGCCGUAUCAAGUGUUUGAAAGCGGAUGUGAAGUAGUGAUCACAUUUUUUCCGUUUGACAAAACGUCGUGUGAACUGAAACUUCUGAUCUGGAGCAACACCAAGGAAAAGGUUUCGCUAUCGCAGGGCACGAUAGGGUUUGACACAAGUCUGUACGAAAAGAACUCCGAAUGGGACAUCCUUAAGACAUCAACCACAGAAGUCACUUCCGGUGACAAUUCUGGAAUUCUUUUCAUUAUUGAGAUGAAACGGAAGCCUCUAGAGUAUUUGAUCACUAUACUCGUGCCUGUAAUCAUGCUGGGUCUCCUGAACGCUUUCUUGUUCGUACUUCCGGCGGACUCCGGGGAGAAGACCGGUUACGCAGUGACGGCGUUCCUCUCGUUUGCGGUGUUCCUUACGAUAAUUAGCACGGAAAUGCCGCGCAACUCGGAGGACACGUCCAUGUUCUCGCUCUACAUCUUCAUCAUGACGAUGGCCAGCACGGUCAUGGUGGUCGUCACAAUCAUCCAGCUGCGAAUCCACCACCGCCCGGAGGAGCGGCCCGUCUCCCGCCACUUUUACGCCAUCACACAGUGCGUCCGUAGGAUCCAAUGCGCAAUCUGCGUAGGUGGCGGCCAUGUGGCCCGCGAUGUCAAACGUGCACAGGAAGCGGAAGAAGUCACGUGGAAGUCCGUAUCCGCCGCCAUUGACUUCAUAGGCUUCUGGACAUUUCUGAUCUUUAUGACAGUGUUUACGGCGACAAUACUGGCCGUUUCCAUGCUGGGGGAUAAGUAUCUCCAGUGAAGAUGUUACAUAAAUCGGAGUUCAUUUUGAAAUUGUUAUUAACCAUUAACCAUUCGACGUAUGGGAAGCAACUCGUACAUAAUAGUAUAGAGAAUUACUUGCACAGUUGUCUUUCUUUAAAGGGCAAGAGAUACUCAAAACCUUGAUGGUCGCAGACUACUUAAUAAAUUCUCUAUAUAUUCUAUAGACAGUUGAAAGAUUUGCUCGCGAAAUAACACUGAUGUAUAAUCUUUCACGAACCCUAACACCAUAAUUAUAUGGGGAAAAAGUUUCAAGUGUGUGCUAAAUGUUUAACAACGUUAGAAAUAAAGUUAUGUUUUUAUAAGAAAAAUAAAAUUAGUUGAACGUAACCACUGUGUAAUAGGGCAUCACCAGUCGUUAAAUUUUAAGUUGAUUAUUCAUCCUCAUCCAAGCCACUCAUCUAUUGCUUUUCUAAUACCUUCGUAUUUGUUAAAGUGACACUCUUAUUCAAAAUCAAUACAUACACAUGUAUAACAAACAUAAAUUUUGACAAUAAACCUUUAACUACUUACUAAAUUAUGCAUUUAUGGAAAAUAUUAAUUACUGAAAACAAGAUUUUAACCAUGUAUUGAAUAGCAGAAAGCGCAAACAUAUUAAAUGAAUAAUGAAUUCUUAAAGAUUUACUGUGGUUCUCUAUAGUGUCAUAAGGAAGAACAACCGUGUUUUAUGCUCAUUUCUUUCAAAAUAAACUCGGUAACUUCAUAAGAACCAUUGUUUUCGACAUGUAUUCAUCCUUUUUGGAAUAUUAAAACAAUACUAAUAAUUGUGUUAAAUCUUAUUUGGGAGUAAGAGUGCUUGUUUGAAAAAAGAAUGUUGUUGAUAAUCGUUUCUUUCUGCCCAAGAUGUUUACUUUUGUUAUAACCACUGACCUUUGUUCUUUUUUACAAGCGACGCAAUUAUUAUGCACCAGUCAAUUGUAACCUCGGCACUCCAGGUCCGGGGAAUAGCACGUGCACGGACUUUGACUUUUGGUCCAGCCAUGCCCGAGUAAAAUCCCCGCCCUGCGGGGACGAACUGUUGGUAAAUCCCCGCCAAAUGCUCCCGCAUCCCAGCGACCCUAGGCAAGACCCAUUCCCCGCUAUAUUUGGCGCGAAGAUAAAACCACCGCAUUCACCCGUCACUGCGGGGCCACCUGGAAGGUAAAAACAUGGCCCAUUUCCCCGGUAUACCCCCAGACCUGGUGGGUGGGGGCGGCCGUGGUUGCAAUUGACUGGUGCAUUACAACUCUCGAAUUACAUUACCCUGUAUUUUAAUCCGUAAACAAGAUGUUUACACUGAUGACAGAUAAGCAGACAGGUUUAAAUAUCAAGUCUAAACUAUCUUCCUCAAUCAUUACCUAUCAUGUAUGCAAUUCAUGUUCUUGCUUCAUGUACUUUUAUACAAUAAAUAUUGUUGAAACCAAACUGCAUGUAGUUUAGUCGUAUUUUUGGAACGUUAAUGGCCCGCCAACUAGUAAAGUUAAUAUGUAUAAAACGCACCACAAACUUAUGAGUACCUCUAUAACAAAUCGGAGUAAUGCUCACUAUUAUAGGAAAUCUAAAUGAACAUAAACAUAGAAAUCCUUAAUGGGUCAGGGUUAAACAAAUAGUUGGAAUUCAACACAAAACAAACCGAAUUCGACUUAAUAUGCGUUAAAAGAACUGUUUCCCAUGACUUUUGUAUAUAUGGUUUGGUACUAAACACUAUUUUCAAAAAAAAAAAUUGUAAAGUGAACAUGCUUUAAAUCCUUUACAUUGUGAAAUGGUUUAAACUUAUAUAUUCAUUAUAAGAUCCAUCCUAUGUGCUAUUGCCGUAUGUAUUUUAGUUUGAUUUGUUUAAAUGUACUUAUAUGUCACAAGAAACUAUGUGGUUUACGUGAAUAAAAAUAUGUUCUGUUCUGUUCUGUUCUGUUCAAUGUCUUGCAAAAACAAAUGGGCCAAUUGUGCAGGACUUUGGUUAAAUCAACACAAUGAUUUACGACAUAGUUGUUAAUGUUUAAAGGCGAAGUUUUUCAUGGUGUGCACAUAUAUUUAAAUAAAAAUAGGUACAGCUGAACCAGUUGUCUCGGAUCAUGUUCGGAAUAUUGCGGGUCAUAAGCUUGCGUGUAAGCUGUAAGUGAAUCUAUAGUACAGUCUGUUCUUACGUUUGAUCUUAUUGAGUGAUAUGUAUUUAAUAAGAUCCAAUCACGUUAUCAAAUACAAGGGAUUUCCCCUUUAACUUAAUAAAGCGAUUACCUCAUUCAAUUUGUUUUCUUAUUUCUGCAAAAGAUCUUGGUAUAUUUACAUUAAUAGUAGAACUAUUUAGUUCAUUAAAGCUCAUAUUUUACUUUUGGCAGACACUUAAAGCUGGCUAUAUUCAUAUAAAAUAUGAUUACUUUCUUGGCAUAGCAAUGCAGUUAUGCACCAGUCAAUUGGAACCACGCCCCCCCCCCGCAGGUCCGGGGGUAUACCGCGGAUAGCUGGGGAAAUGGGCCGUGUUUUUACAAUCCAGGUGGUCCCGCAGUGCCGGGUGAAUGCGGUGGUUUUGUCUUCGCGCCAUAGGAAUGGGUAAUGGGUCUAACCUUGGGUCCCUGGGGUGCGGGGGCAUUUGGUGGGGAUUUUACCAGCAGUUUGUCCCUGCAGGGCGGGGAUUUUACCUCGGGUUGACUGUAUCGAAAUUCAAAGUCCCCGCUAUUCCCCGGACCUGGGGGGGGGGGUCGUGGUUACAAUUGACUGAUGCAUUAUAAGUACGGUAUUAUUUUCCUGUGUGCUUUUUGUAUUUAAUACUAAGUGUUCUUAUUUGAAGUGUUUAGUAGAAUGUAAAGAUAUCAGCCGUUUCUAGUUCGUCAUCUUAUUGAUUUUCGAUUAGUGUUGUCUUUUUGAUUUUCUCACACUAUUUUGACCAGAGAAAUUUAAAUACAUUCUGUGGUGUAAAAAUUGAUUGCAUAAUAUAAAUAAAUUUAUAAGAGGCAGAAGAAUGGAGUGUAUUACCGUUAUUGUUCCAUAGAAUGUCAGGGUUCUUUUUCUCCAUUUGUUUAUAAUUUUGAUACAAUUGCAAUUCAGGUCUUGCAUUUGGAUAAGAUUCGCACCAAAGUAAACACCAAGUGCUUCUAUGUAAGCUUUAAGAGACAUGAUCAUGGUUUGUAAACGCACUUUAUACGGAUCUUUUUAAUUACGAAAUCAUAAGGAGUGUUAAAACUAAGAUACUGUCGGCUGUAACCCUUCAACAAAUGUUCAUAUAUACUCAAAUAUUGUCUUUGAAGUCCAUAAUUUUGAAAUGCGUUACUAACGUGAUUCAAUAAAAGGCUGUAGCGUGAUAAGUUGAUUGCCAUUAUCACGUGAUGCUACCAAUGUUUUCAAUAAAGGUUUAAAUA